This is a messenger RNA of Mollisia scopiformis, 598 nucleotides long. RefSeq lists its product as uncharacterized. The transcript has a single exon. Lineage: Eukaryota; Fungi; Ascomycota; Leotiomycetes; Helotiales; Mollisiaceae. The record is from RefSeq and is a predicted model, not a curated record. Bases 268 to 492 code for a protein of 74 amino acids.
GCCAAUCACAACUCCUCAAAGCGACUAUACAGCACCAGCUGUUCUGAGAUUUCCAACACCUCGCUUACGGAUGGACCAAUUCCGUUCAACCCGUCACCGUGAAGCCCGUUAGAUUCGGCCUCCACAUCACAUAAACUCAACGACUAGCAACACAGCUUAAACACCCAGCAACAUCGCUAUUAUAAGCAGCCCUAUAGUUAGCCUGACUUUCAAUCUUUGACUUCCAAAUCUCAAAUAAUAAAUCCCAAAUUCCCAAGAUUAUCCUCUAUGAUUUCUCGCGAAUUUCGACCUCGACUCCUCUCUCCUCAAAGCUCAAAGACGCAGACAAAGCCAGCCAAUUACAACCCUACAAACCUUUCAUAUAGCAGUAUCCCUUUUGAAAUCUCGAACACCUUUUCGCCUGCUCCACUAAUUGAAUGUUCGUCAUACGAGGAAAGACAUUCGCUCCUGGCCUCCAAGUUGCGACUUAUCAGGCCGACUUACAGACAUUGAAUCUUCCUCGAGACUUUUAGAAGGUUUCAUAGGAGCAUGACUUUCUUUCUCACUUUACCAUGAUCUCAAAAACGGACUUUCAUCGAAGUGGUUCGUGGUGGCGAUA